Musa acuminata subsp. malaccensis (wild Malaysian banana) is the source of this 2146-nucleotide messenger RNA. RefSeq names its product UDP-glucose 4-epimerase 1. Gene Ontology annotation, biological process: beta-D-galactose catabolic process via UDP-galactose, Leloir pathway. Gene Ontology annotation, cellular component: cytosol. NCBI's taxonomy places the organism in Eukaryota, Viridiplantae, Streptophyta, Magnoliopsida, Zingiberales, Musaceae. The record is from RefSeq and is a predicted model, not a curated record. Gene Ontology annotation, molecular function: UDP-glucose 4-epimerase activity.
GAGGGAGGAAGUAGGAACGGGAAUACCUUUCUCCUGUUGACGCUUCCUGGGGUGUUCGCGGACAGCCCAUGCUCGGUGACCAUGGCGGUUAGGGAUCACCCGCGGGCAUAUAUACCUCCCUCCCUCGCUCCCGGAUCCCAAUUACAAACCUCCGUCUCUCCUCCUCUCUCCUCUCCCACUCGCCCCGCGUGCCUCUCCCCGGAUCUCGAGGAUUCCGCUGUCCGCCUUCGUCGUUCCGUCGAUCCAAUGCCUUCGCCGCCGGCCGUCGCGCGUACCAUUUUGGUCACCGGUGGCGCCGGGUACAUCGGCAGCCACACGGUGCUGCAGCUCCUCAAAGGGGGCUUCCGGGUCGUCGUGUUGGACAGCCUCAACAACUCCUCGGAGGUUGCCGUCGAGCGGGUCAGGGAUCUCGCUGGGGAGUUCGGCAAGAACCUCGCCUUCCAUCGGGUUGAUCUUCGAGACCGAGAAGCAUUGGAAUCAGUUUUUUCUUCAACCAAGUUUGAUGCUGUUAUUCACUUUGCUGGACUAAAGGCUGUUGGUGAAAGUGUUAAAAAUCCUUUACUUUAUUACAACAACAACCUCAUUGGUACCAUAAAUCUCUUUGAAGUAAUGGCUGCAAACGGAUGUAAAAAGCUAGUUUUUUCGUCAUCAGCCACUGUUUAUGGGUGGCCCAAGGAAGUACCCUGUACAGAAGAGUUUCCUCUAUGUGCAAUGAAUCCAUAUGGACGGACCAAGCUUAUGACUGAAGAUAUCUGUCGUGAUAUCUGUCAAGGUGACAGUGAUUGGGAUAUGAUUCUAUUAAGAUAUUUCAAUCCUGUUGGAGCUCAUUCCAGUGGAUACAUUGGUGAAGAUCCUUGUGGAAUUCCCAAUAACCUCAUGCCUUUUGUACAGCAAGUAGCUGUUGGAAGGAGACCUGCCCUCACAGUAUAUGGAAAUGACUAUUCAACCAAAGAUGGCACAGGGGUAAGGGAUUAUAUCCAUGUUGUUGAUUUAGCAGAUGGACAUAUUGCAGCCCUGCAGAAGCUCUUUGAAGGCUCUCGUGUAGGUUGUGAAGUCUAUAACUUGGGAACUGGAAAGGGAACAUCUGUAUUGGAAAUGGUGGCAGCAUUUGAAAAGGCUUCUGGGAAGAAAAUCCCUUUGGUCAUGGCUGGAAGGCGGCCUGGUGAUGCUGAAGUUGUUUAUGCUUCCACCACCAAAGCAGAGAAGGAGCUACAAUGGAGGGCAAAGUAUGGGAUAGAAGAGAUGUGUCGAGAUCAAUGGAACUGGGCUAGCAAAAAUCCAUGGGGAUACGGAUCACCUGAGACUACUAACGGAAAUCAAUUAGGUUAUGGAUCAUCUGAAAGUAUUAAUGGAUCGAUUGAGACUGCUAAUGAGAAGCGAUCAUCUGAGACUGCUAACGGAAAGUAUCCUACUUAUGGGCCGUUUAAGAUAACUAAUGGAAAGCGCACCGCUUUUGAGUCACCUAAAAUUUCUAAUGGAAAGCAUCCUGCUUAUGGAUUGGUUCACACUGCUAGCUGGAAGCACCCUACUUGUGGAUUGUCUGAGACUACCAAUGGAAAGCACCCUACUCAUGGAUCACCUAAGACUACCAAUGGAAAGUAUCGUAUUUAUGGAUCGCCUAAAAUUGCUAAUGGAAAGCACCCUACUUAUGGAUCUCUUACAACUGUUAAUGCAAAGCACGUUAUUUCCAAAUAGCAUUAAUUCUUUAGCGGAUGAAGAAAGAUUACUAAUUCAAAGCUUGAUACAGAAUUGGCAUAGGCCCAGCUGAUAUGAUUCUUCAGUUAGAUGAUGUCUGUCUAUUUGUGAAUAAUCAUGCUUCUAUCAUUAGAGAGGUACUAUAGUUAAAGGUGUCCUUGCUUUUCUCUUUAAGGUCCAUUAUUUGUUACCCUUGUUGGCAUAUAUCAGCUAGACUAGCACAAGAUCUGGUAUUUAAGCCCUAUAUGUGAGGAUGGCUGAUGAUUCUUUAUCCAUAGUUAACCAGAAGUAGCUACCUUAGCAGAUAUUUUAUAUGGAUUUGGAGGAGGAAGAGAUGUCAUACAUGUGUUAUGAGGAUGUAUAUUAUUUCAUCAUUGUAUGUCAAAUUUGAUCGUCUGAUGUAUAUGAUAUUUGUACUGGUGAAAUUUGUAUACUCUUUUUGAUUGUCUAA